This is a messenger RNA of Aspergillus ochraceoroseus IBT 24754, 1572 nucleotides long. Its product is annotated as MCT family MFS transporter. Gene Ontology annotation, biological process: transmembrane transport. The transcript is spliced from 2 exons. Bases 1 to 1572 code for a protein of 523 amino acids. The record is from RefSeq and is a predicted model, not a curated record. Gene Ontology annotation, molecular function: transmembrane transporter activity. Gene Ontology annotation, cellular component: fungal-type vacuole membrane. Lineage: Eukaryota; Fungi; Ascomycota; Eurotiomycetes; Eurotiales; Aspergillaceae.
AUGCCUCCAAACCUCAGACCUCUUUCUGACGACGUCCCUCCCGGGAACAAAGAGCAACAUGGAUCAAAGAAGGCUCCUUCCCCGCUUGUCUCCGUCUGUACUACGCCCAUUCCGUCACCAGAGGAGCAAAGCCAGAAUAGGGUCGAUGAGAAAAGCACCCUUGAUGGUGCAGAUCCUAACUGCGGGGUGGUUUAUAUCAACCCCGACUUGUCGCUAAUACACGACCCCAGCCUACCACAUGAGGCCCAACCACCACUUGAACAAAGUCUUUACCGACCUUCAUCUGGAGAGCCUCCGUCCCAUGACUCGGUUCACCGAGUCCCUGUCAGUCGUGUGACAACCGAUGCCGACGGAAACACCUAUCCCGAAGGAGGACUCGAAGCAUGGCUCGUGGUACUAGGAAGCUUUAUGGGGCUUUUCGCCUCGCUGGGCCUGAUAAACACCAUUGGCUCUUUUCAAGCAUACCUCCAGACCAAUCAAUUAAAGAACUACAGCUCUGGAAGUAUAGCAUGGAUCUUUGGGAUAUUCGCCUUCCUCACUUUCUUUGGUGGGGUCCAAAUCGGUCCUGUUUUUGACGCCAAAGGACCUCGACUUCUGGUUCUUAUGGGCUCCGCCUUGGUAAUGGUUAUGGUAAUUACCCUGGGAUUUUGCACCCAGUACUGGCACUUUAUUCUUUCAAUUGGCAUCGCUGGAGGCCUCGGGACGUCCUUAAUCUUCACCCCCGCCAUAUCCGCUGUUGGCCACUUUUUCAACGCAAGACGUGGAGUCGCAACCGGCGUGGCGGCCACAGGUGGCUCCAUGGGAGGUAUUGCUUUCCCGCUCAUUCUGGAGACCUUGUUCCCGAGGCUUGGGUGGGCAUGGGCAACUCGAGUGGUUGCGCUGGUCUGCUUGGUUUCUCUCAUCAUCUCCUGCUUGUUGAUCAAGUCGCGUCUGCCGAAAAAGCCUGCCUCCAAGGAGAAUGUACUUCCCGAUUUUCGAAUCUUCCGAGACCCUGGGUUCGCUUUGACUACGGCUGGUAUUUUCUUCAUUGAGUGGGGUCUAUUUAUCCCCGUUAGCUACAUCUCAACCUAUGCCCUAGCCCAUGGCGCCUCCGAAAAGCUAUCUUAUCAAGUGUUAGCCUUUCUUAACGUGGGCUCGGUCCUAGGAAGAGCAAUUGCGGGAUUCAUCGCAGACUACGUAGGUCGAUUCAAUGCCCUCAUCGCGACAGUAGCCCUCUGUCUUGUCUGCAACACGUGCCUUUGGCUUCCAGCCGGUAGCAGCCUCCCUGUUAUCAUCGUAUAUUGUGUCUUAUUCGGGUUUGCAAGCGGAAGCAACAUCAGUCUCACCCCAGUUUGCAUCUCCCAGCUCUGCAAAAUCGAGAACUACGGGAGAUAUUAUGCCACAGCAUAUACCAUUGUAAGCUUUGGCACAUUGACCGGCAUGCCGAUUGCAGGCGACAUCCUCUCCCGCUGCAAUGGAAAUUACUGGGGCCUCAUUACCUUUACAAUCUGCUGCUAUGCUGUCGGUCUUGUCUGCGUGACCUCCGCAAAGCUGGUCCACGUUGGCUGGCGCCGACCCUGGGUUGUUUACUAA